AUGACUGCUCUGCUUUCCAACAUCAGUGUUCCUGGGAGUACAGCAGUUCUGCAGGCGACUACAGACUACCCGUUCAAUUGGACUGCAUCUGCUCAGGCAGAGUUUGGGUCAGGCCAGUCUCUGGCCCCUCUCUGUACUGUCUGUUGCUGUGGGUUUAUCAAUCGCACCUUGACAGUGGUGUUCAUGGUCAGCCUGGCUUUUGCCAUCGUGGUUGGGAAUGUGGUCACUCUUACUGUCUUUGUGCAGACGAGGCAGUCCAGAACACCACAGGGAUAUCUGAAAGUGUCUCUGGCCAUAGCAGACAUGAUGGUUGGUGUCCUUGUGGUCCCUUUCUCUGUCUACACUGAGAUCUCUCUGAUGGUAACCAGUGCGCCUCCCAUUUGGUACCAGGGUAGUUCCACCUCACCAGUGUCCUCUAACUCUCUGGGUGGACUAGUGAGCCCUUGGCAACCCUGCAUGUUUAUUGGCCCUGUGUUCGCUGGAUGCACAUUUGUCUCCAUUAGCACCAUCUUCCUCAUGACAGUGGAGCGAAGUGUUGCCAUCCUACGGCCACUUCACAAGGAUGCCUUGGUAACACGGAGACGAACUCUGCUUCUCAUCCUGCUCUCCUGGGCUGCCAGCUUUCUGCUGGCUCUUGCACCCCUCAUUUUUAGCAGAAACUUCACUUUGGAGUACAAUGAAUGCAGUCGUAUGUGUAACUACACCCCAUUAUUGUUUGGAAGCCAGCUGCCACCUGAUGCCAACAUUUUGCUGUUAUUCCCAGCGUUUGACUUCACACUUCUUGGUGGCACAUUAGCAGUUAACAUUGUGUCUUUCACUAGCAUCAGACAGUACACCCGAAAACGCAAACUCCUAUCUGAGGGCAGUCUGAGUGAUGGAGGAGGAGGAGGAGGCGGAGGAGGGGGAGGAUGCUCCCACAGACCCUCUUUUUCAGAUAUCAAAGCUGCUAAGACAAUUGGUAUAUUAACAUUUGCCUUCACAGCAUCCUUCUCUCCCAUUGCAGUGUUUGUGCUUGGGAACGUGGUGGGAUACACCUGGUGUAACUUUUCCUUCAUUGCCUUCUGGAUCCUAACAGGAAACAGUUGCUGUAACGUGAUCAUCUACAGUGUCAGGGACCAUCGCUUCAGGAAGGGUGUCACCCUGCUCUUUCUGCGAGACCACCCCCCUCCACAUGGUGAGAAGACCUGA
Molecule: messenger RNA, 1188 nt
Organism: Scomber japonicus (chub mackerel)
Lineage: Eukaryota; Metazoa; Chordata; Actinopteri; Scombriformes; Scombridae
Product: beta-2 adrenergic receptor-like
Exons: 2
Coding region: 1-1188 (395 amino acids)
Biological process (GO): G protein-coupled receptor signaling pathway
Cellular component (GO): membrane
Molecular function (GO): G protein-coupled receptor activity
Source: RefSeq, a predicted model, not a curated record